Rattus norvegicus (Norway rat) is the source of this 3082-nucleotide messenger RNA. The record is from RefSeq and is a predicted model, not a curated record. NCBI's taxonomy places the organism in Eukaryota, Metazoa, Chordata, Mammalia, Rodentia, Muridae.
GCCUCCCUCCACGACACCCCUUGACCUUGAGCAUCAGCUGCUAUCAGAUUAUCCUUUUAGGAGAAGCUAGAGACAUGGGAGGAAAGAAAGAGGAAGGCUAUGAAUUUUCUUGAAAGAGACCAGAUUCUUAAAAGUGUUAAACAAAAGAAGAUCAAUUCCUUUUUUUUUUUUUUUUUUUCGGAGCUGGGAACCGAACCCAGGGCCUUGCGCUUGCUAGGCAAGCGCUCUACCACUGAGCUAAAUCCCCAACCCCGAUCGAUUCCUUUUUAAAAAGCUUUCGUGUAUAUGUAUUUGUUCAUGUGUGUGCCACAGGUCCAUGGUGCAUCCCACAGUGUACACGUGGAGGUCAAAGGUCAACUUCAGGAGUCAGUCUUCACCUUACACCUUGUUUGUCACAAGAGUGUCUUAUUGCCCCCGCACAUGCCAGGCUAUCUAGCUCAAGACCUUCUGGGGGAUCUGCUUGUCUUUUCUCUCAGCUUUCCACAAAACCAAUAGCAUUACAUACCCAGGCUGUCUAGCUUUCACAUGGAUGUCAGAGAUCGGAACUGAGACCUCACCAUUGCACAGGCAAGCAAACACUCUCCUCACUGAGCCAUCACCCCAGACAAAUAAAAAGACUUUCAGUUUAUAAAUGUAAGUUCCCAUUACCCUCUCUUCCUUCACACCCAUACUUAAAAGUGGUAGGGCAAGGGUAGUGUUCAAGAACAAAAUUAGCUCAGUUGGGGAUGGGGAGAUGGUUUAGUCAAUAAAGUGCUUGCUGUGUAAAGCACAAAGACCUGAGUUCAAAGUCAGGUGAAUUGGUGAAAGCAUGUUAUUCUAGUACUGGGGAGGCAGUGGGCAGAGACCAAAACUGGCCUCCUCAUGUGCACACACACGCACGCACGCACACAGGCACACAAAGGCACACACGUACACACGCACUCAAGCACGCGCGCACGCGCACACACGUACGCAUGCACGCGCGCACGCGCACACACACACUCGCAGGCACGCACAUGCGCGCACACGCACACACGCACUCGAGCAGCUCUGGAGAGAUAAAUAAGUUAUAGAUUAUAAAGAGAAGCCAUUUUUCCUGGGCUGGUGAGAGCCAUACCCUCUUACCCUGAAUAGCUUAUGUGGCGCUGCCAAGUAGCCUCACUCAAAAAGAACUCCUCUCACUCCGUAAUGUGACAAGUAUAAGAUAGGUUAUUGCACUGCGAACAUCAGUGAGGUAUCAUCCUUCUGCUACCUAAAAAGCUAGCUAGACUGGUGAGAAGAUGGUUACAACCAAGCCAGAAGGGUUCCCAUCAGAAAUCUACUAGGUACCCUGACAGCAGCAGUCACUCUAGAGAAGGUGAAGCACCCAGGAAGCCUUCUCCCAUAGGGGCUUCAGAGUUGAAUUCUACUCUUAAACUCACUUAGAAAUUGCUGUUAUUGUGGGGGAGAAGAAGGAAGAAGAGGAAGAGGAAAAGGAAGAAAAAGAGAUCAAGAAAAGUAAGGGGCUAUCAAGCAGGGGAAGAACAUAAGUGUCCUGGAUAGUUUUAUAUCAACGCGACACAUACUAGAGUCGUCUAAAAGGGGGAAACCUCGACUGGGAAACUGCCUCCAGAAGAUCCAUCACCAGGGCAUGUUUUUAAAGUCGUGAUGAUGGGGGAUGGCCCAGCCCACUGUGGGCGGGGCUCACGGGGAACAAGCCACUAAGCAGCAUCCCUCCAGGGCCUCUGCAUCAGCUCCCGCCUCCAGCUUCCUGCCCUGAUUGAGUUCCUGUCCUGACUCCUUCGAUGAUGAACAAUGAUGUGGAAGUUGGCCGCGGCUGUCAGCUGCCCAGAAGCCUGGGCGAGUGAGGACCUACAAAGUUUGUCCGCUCCGGGGCGCCAUACCAGCUCGGUUCCCGGCCGGCCGGGCUGGUCCGGGCUUAGCCCAGGAGACCCCGAUGGCCGCAGUGUUCCUGGUUACGCUCUACGAAUACUCGCCGCUCUUCUACAUCGCGGUGGUCUUCACCUGCUUCAUCGUCACCACCGGCCUGGUAUUAGGAUGGUUUGGCUGGGACGUUCCAGUAAUUCUGAGAAACUCAGAAGAAACCCAGUUCAGCACAAGAGCUUUCAAGAAACAAAUGAGACAAGUGAAGAAUCCGUUCGGCUUAGAGAUCACUAACUCAUCCGCAGCUUCCCUAGCAACAGGUGUAACCUUGACGACAGACUGCCUGGAAGACAGUCGUCUUACGUGCUACUGGGGGUGCAGUGUUCAAAAGCUCUAUGAAGCUCUUCAGAAGCACGUUUACUGCUUCAGGAUAAGCACUCCGCAAGCCUUGGAAGAGGCGCUGUACAGUGACUAUCUCCACCGAGAACAGUAUUUUAUUAAAAAGCACAGCAAAGAAGAAAUAUAUUGCCAAUUACCAAGCAGUACUGGGGUUGAAGACUUUGGUCCAGUGCCCAGAUCUCGCUAUCCAUUGGUAGCUCUGUUGACCCUCGCUGAUGAGGAUGACAGGGAAAUUUAUGACAUUAUUUCCAUGGUGUCUGUCAUUCAUAUUCCUGAUAAGACUUACAAACUUCCCUGCAGAAUAUUGUAUCAAUAUUUAAUCCUGGCUCAAGGUCAAUUUUAUGAUCUUAAGCAACUUUUCAUGUCUGCAAAUAAUAGUGCUACUCCCUCCAGAGACCAGUCUCCCGCAGACGGGAGUGUGGAGCACAGCUUGUUGGAGAAGGCGGGGCUGGCUGGGGCUGAAGUGGACCCGGUGGAGGAGAGCAGCAAAGACUGUGUGGUGUGCCAGAACGGGGGUGUGAACUGGGUGCUCCUGCCUUGCCGGCACGCCUGCCUGUGCGACAGCUGUGUGUGCUACUUCAAGCAGUGUCCCAUGUGCCGCCAGUUUGUGCAGGAAUCCUUUGCACUGUGUGGUCAGAAAGAGGCAGACAAGGACAUACUAGAAACUUCCUGAAGAAUCACAGCCGGAGAGUGUACUUUCUACACAAGGGCAGAACCUCGUGUCCUUAGAGUCAAUCCUAACAGAGUCUGCAGUCUUACCUGUCGGAGAGAGCUCUGUGUGCACUUCAUACUUGUACAGUACAUGGAUGACGGGAAUAAAGUCUUCCUGCUCAGUGUGGAA